This is a messenger RNA of Phasianus colchicus (ring-necked pheasant), 346 nucleotides long. The record is from RefSeq and is a predicted model, not a curated record. Lineage: Eukaryota; Metazoa; Chordata; Aves; Galliformes; Phasianidae.
CUGAGAGCUGCUUUCUCUCACCACUCCCUGUCCUCACUGCAGUCUUGCUGUCCCAGAGCUGCUCCUGACAAAUGGCACCAAUGGUGCUGGCCCUCAUCCUGGGUUGGUGGCUGGUGGCAAUGAGCAGAGCACGGCAUUUGCCCAGACCCUCCCUGUCGCUGCACCCCAGCCAGGGGGUGUCCCUGGGGGACACUGUCACCCUGCGCUGCCACCUGCCCCGAAUGCGUGCCUGGGUCUGGCUGUACCAGGACGGAGGUAGGACACACAACAAGUACCAGGACAAGGAGCAGGAUGCGGUCGAGUUCUCCUUCGUUAUCACGAGUUGGGAGCAUGCAGGGGCGUAUCG